Molecule: messenger RNA, 1997 nt
Organism: Musa acuminata AAA Group (dessert banana)
Lineage: Eukaryota; Viridiplantae; Streptophyta; Magnoliopsida; Zingiberales; Musaceae
Product: protein neprosin
Exons: 6
Coding region: 382-1701 (439 amino acids)
Source: RefSeq, a predicted model, not a curated record
GAGGAAAAAGAAAGAGCAGACCCCCCCACUCUCCCUCUUCAUUACUCCCUCUUCCUGGACACGCCCACAUGGGGGAGGAAUUCUAUAUUAACAGCUGCAGAUCGACCAGAACUUCAUUUUUUAUUGCCUCAGGCUCGUGAGAAAUGGACUUAAGAACCUGAUUCUUCCAUUCUCGAGCUGAUCGUAAAGCGUGGGGAGAGGGAGACAACAUUUAUUGAAGAGAGAGAGAGAGAUGCAAGCUGUGCAUCAAUGGGGAUACAGGCAAGAUGGGUGCUUAAGAGCACCUAAUGAUGGCGCAGGAAGAAGACAAGCACACCAACGUACGUAGAUGCGGACAGCUGAUGUAGAAGAAGGAUCUCAGUGUCCCGAGAUCCCAAAGACAUGGCUCGUAGCGACCGCAGGCCUUUCUCCAUCCAUGUCGUCUUCUUCCUUGAGCUGCUGCUACUUCUUGCAGCUGCUGCUAGUGUCCUCUCGGCAUCAGCAGCGAACAACACGAUGCGCCCUCGCAACGAGCUUCGCAAGUACAAGAGGAUAAGAGCCUGUCUUAAGAGCCUCAAUCGGCCUUCUCUCAAGACAAUUCAGAGUCCAGAUGGUGAUGUUAUCGACUGCGUUCCGUUUCACCUCCAACCAGCAUUCGAUCAUCCCAGGCUGAAAGGAUUGAAACCCAUGGUACCAGAAACUUCGUCGAACAUAUCUUUGAGUACUCCGCAUCGACCUUAUCCAGAUCCACCAGAGAGGCCUCGAGGCCAUGAAGCCAGCGUCUUGGCCGACGGCGAAGACAGCAUCCAGUUAUGGAGGACUUCCGGCGGGACAUGCCCCGAAGGAACGGUUCCGAUCCGGAGAACCAAGGAAGAAGACAUCCUGCGAGCCAGCUCCGUGAGGAGGUUCGGCAGAAAGCCGGCAGCAAGAACACGGAGAGUCUCGGAGGGCUCCGGACAUGAGGCUGUUUGGUUGCAGCAUGCAGUAGGGUAUGCUGUGGGAUAUCAAUAUUAUGGAGCAAAAGCAAGCUUAAGCGUGUGGGCACCUCGGGUAGCCAGUUCUUCUGAGUUCAGCCUAUCACAAAUAUGGGUCAUCUCAGGAUCUUUCAGCAGUGAUCUCAACACCAUCGAAGCUGGAUGGCAGGUGAGCCCACAGCUUUAUGGAGAUAGCUCUCCUAGAUUCUUCACUUAUUGGACAACGGAUGCAUAUCAAGCAACAGGCUGCUACAACCUCCUGUGCUCGGGCUUCAUCCAAACAAGUAACAAGAUUGCUAUCGGAGCUGCAAUAUCUCCAACCUCGACUUACAAUGGCAGGCAGUUUGACAUCAGUCUACUGAUUUGGAAGGAUCCAAGCCAUGGACACUGGUGGCUGGAGUUCGGAUCCGGCGUGCUCGUGGGCUACUGGCCGUCCUCCUUGUUCAGCCACCUCGGAGGGCACGCGACCAUGGUGCAGUACGGUGGAGAGAUCUUCAACACCCGUCCAUCCGGGUUCCACACCGCCACCCAGAUGGGCAGCGGCCACCACGCCGGAGAAGGCUUCGGCCGAGCUGCUUACUUCCGGAACUUGCAGGUCGUCGACUGGGACAACAGCCUGAUCCCGGUGACCAACCUCCGUGUCCUCGCCGACCACCCAAAUUGCUAUGACGUACAAGCAAGGAUCAACAGAGCCUGGGGGAGCUACUUCUACUUCGGAGGACCAGGAAGGAGCGUCAGGUGUCCUUGAGCCAUAAGAACAACAGCAAGCCCUCUUCAUCUCCUCAUCCUCUCAACGUCAGACUCUGUGUUCUUUCAAGAAAUCUGAUCUUUCUACCUCCUCAAUUGUACAAACAGUGAGAGUAUACAUCCAAUUUUGUGUUCAUGUCAAAAAUGCAUCAUCUAAAAGAUUGUUGAGAUAGAUCACGGGUGGCACAUGUAUUUUGUUAUUGUUCUUCUUCUCCAAACAGCUACUUCCUGUUCAGGUCCCCUUGUGAUUUAGAUUUGCAUGUAUAUUUCAGUACAACACCAUUAUAAUUUCUUUAA